AAAAAAAAUCAUGAAAGCAACGACAAAGGACUGUUCCCAUCCUACUUUCUGUGUAAUGUGUAGUAUAUUUAGAGUUGCUGAUGCAAAUUUCAAAACCAUUGUCACGAUAGUGGACAAUUGCUCGAAGCAUUAUGAAUAUCCAAGUUACCUUCCUAAAACCAAAGUUAUAGUGGAGGGGGUUACUGUUAAGGAAUUCAAUCAAACCAGAUGUUGUGAGGGUUCUCGGUCACUUUUGUAUACCACAGAUUCCUCGUCUUCAAGUGAUUGGAGGUCAUCACCUGUUAUCAAUUUUCUGCUGAUAACAAUGUCCAUUGCCUUGGUUGUCUUCCUGCUUGUUAUCAUAACCAUAUUAUUGGUCAGGUACAAAAAAAGGCCUUCAACAUAUGAUUCUGGGAAACAACAUAGACCAUGCAGUAUAAUCAUUGAUGAAGUCGUGGAAUAUUCAACACCAGUAGAAAACGUUCCUGUCGGAAAAUCAUUAUUCCACAUUAAAUUAAUGCCGAAAGACACAGAGAAUCCACAAUAUAAAAGUCAUGUUCGUGAAAGAGUGGAAGAAUCACAAAGUACUGUUGAUGGCGAACAGAGCAGCACUUUGAAACAUGCUUAUCUCGAUGAGGAGGAUUUCUAUUGUACACUUCAAAAAAAAAGAAAAGAAAUGUAUUGAUAGAAAGGAAAGUGUUUACAGCCAUUUCAGUGAUAUUGAUGAUAACAUUUAUAAUAAAACAUUCCACCAUGAACCAAAUGAAGGUGAACUGUAUAAUGUAUAUUCUUGUGUAUAAGUAGCUCUGGUAUUAGUAGCUG
Molecule: messenger RNA, 801 nt
Organism: Saccostrea cuccullata (small rock oyster)
Lineage: Eukaryota; Metazoa; Mollusca; Bivalvia; Ostreida; Ostreidae
Exons: 4
Coding region: 11-664 (217 amino acids)
Source: RefSeq, a predicted model, not a curated record